Sapajus apella (tufted capuchin) is the source of this 4037-nucleotide messenger RNA. RefSeq names its product interferon alpha and beta receptor subunit 1 (gene IFNAR1). The coding region runs from base 99 to 1772 and encodes 557 amino acids. Gene Ontology annotation, molecular function: protein binding; interferon receptor activity. Gene Ontology annotation, biological process: cytokine-mediated signaling pathway. The record is from RefSeq and is a predicted model, not a curated record. The transcript is spliced from 11 exons. NCBI's taxonomy places the organism in Eukaryota, Metazoa, Chordata, Mammalia, Primates, Cebidae.
GCGUGCGCAGAGCGCCGAUGUGACUUGAAGAUGUGAGCUAAGAGGAGCGGCGCGUGAGCGGAGAUGUGACUGGUGGGACCUACGGCGGCUCGCGGAGGAUGGUCGCCCUGCUGGGCGCGAUGACCCUGGUGCUCGUCGCCGUGGCGCCAUGGGUGUUGCCCGUAGCUGCAGGUGGGAAAAAUCUAAAAUCUUAUCAAAAAGUAGAAGUCGACAUCAUAGAUGACAACUUUAUCCUGCAGUGGAACAGGAGUGAUGAGUCUCUCAGGAGUGUGACUUUUUCAUUUGAUUAUCAAAAAUCUGGGACGGAUAAUUGGAUAAAAUUGCCUGGGUGUCAGAAUAUUACUAGUACCAAAUGCAACUUUUCUUCAGUCAAGUUGAAUGUUUAUGAAGAAAUUAAAUUGCGUAUAAGAGCAGAAAAAGAAAACACUUCUUCAUGGUAUGAGGUUGACCCAUUUACACCAUAUAACAAAGCUCAAAUUGGUCCUCCAGAAGUACAUUUGGAAGCUGAAGAUAAGGCAAUAAUGAUAAACAUCUCUCCUCCUGGAACAAAAAAUAGUGUCAUGUGGGCUUUGGAUGGUUCAGGCUUUAGAUACAGCUUAGUUAUCUGGAAAAACUCUUCAAGUGGAGAAGAAGAGAUUGAAAAUAUUUAUUCCAUACAUAAAAUUUAUAAACUUUUACCAGAGACUACCUAUUGUUUAAAAGUUAAAGCAGCACUACCUAUGGCAUGGAAAGUUGGUAUCUAUGGUCCAGUAUAUUGUAUAAAGACCACAGUUGAAAACAAACUACCUCCACCAGAAAAUAUACAAGUCAGUGUUCAAAAUGAGAGCUAUGUUCUUAAGUGGGAUUAUGCAUAUGCAAACGUGACCUUUCAAGUUCAGUGGCUCCACGCCUUUUUAAAAAGGAAUCCUGUGAACCAUUCAUAUAAAUGGAAACAAAUGCCUAAUUGUGAAAAUGUCAAAACUACCCAGUGUGUCUUUCCUCAAAACAUUUUCCCAAAAGGAAUUUACUUUCUCCGCGUACAAGCAUCUGAUGGAAAUAACACAUCUUUUUGGUCUGAAGAGAUAAAGUUUGAUACUGAAAUACAAGCUUUCCUACUUCCUCCGGUCCUUAAAGUUAGAUCCACUAGUGAUUCAUUACAUAUCUAUAUUGGUGCUCCAGAACAGUCGGGAAGCAAGCCUGUGAACCAGGAUUAUCCACUCACUUAUGAAAUUAUUUUUUGGGAAAACACUUCAAAUGCUGAGAGAAAAAUUUUCAAGGAAAAAACUGAUUUUAUUGUUCCUAAUUUGAAACCACUGACUGUAUAUUGUGUCAAAGCCAGAGCACACACCAUGGAUGAAAAGUGGAAUAAAAGCAGUGCUUUUGGUGAUGUUGUGUUUGUGAAAACAAAGCCAGGAAAUGCGUCUAACAUUUGGCUUAUAGCUGGAAUUGGUACUGUAUCAAUUACUAUCCUAGCUGUCAUUUAUGUUGUGAAAGUUCUCCUGAGAUGCAUCAAUUAUGUGUUCUUUCCAUCACUUAAACCUUCUUCCAAUAUAGAUGAGUAUUUCUCUGAACAGCCAUUAAAGAAUCUUCUGCUUUCAACUUCUGAAGAACAAAUUGAAAAAUGUUUUAUAAUUGAAAAUAUAAGCACAAUUGCUACAGUAGAAGAAACUAAUCAAACUGAUGAAGAUCAUAAAAAAUACAGUUCCCAAAACUGCCAGGAUUCAGGAAAUUAUUCUAAUGAAGAUGAAAGUGAAAGUAAAACAAGUGAAGAACUACAGCAGGACUUUGUAUGACCGGAAAUGAACUCUGUAAAGCAUAAGGUUUUUCUGCAGGAGUCACACUGGGAGCCUGAGCUCCUUGCCUUCCUCUCAGUCACUGCAAAGAGGACAUUUGCUUGUUUGGGGGAAGAAAAAACAUCUUCAGUUAUAGAUCCUAAACAUACAGGUAAGCACUUAACUAUUUAAAAAUGAAACUACGCCAGGCGCAGUGGCUCAUGCCUGUAAUCCCAGCACUUUGGGAGGCCAAGGUGGGCAGAUCACCUGAGGUCAGGAGUUCAAGAACAGCCUGGCCAACAUGGUGAAACCCCGUCUCUACUAAAAACACAAAAAUUAGCCGGGUGUGGUGGUGCAUGCCUGUAAUCCCAGCUACCGGGGAGGCUGCGACAGGAGAAUUGCUUGAAACUGGGAGGUGGAGGUUGCAGUGAGCCAAGAUUAUGCCACUGCACUCCAGCCUGGGCGACAGAGUGAGACUCCCUCUCAAAAAAAAAAAAAAAAAAAAAAAGGAAGAAGAGAAAUUGCAAGAGUUGAGACAAACAUUUCCUACAUUCUUUUCCAUGUGUAAAAUCUUGAAAAAGCCUGUCACUGGACUUGCAUUGGAUGAGAUGAGUCACAUCAAAAUGAUGGCCACCCGUCUCCCUCCUGCCAGCCCAAGUGCCACUGAGCUAGCCAUGCACUGUGGCUAAGGAUGGCAGCUGUGUUCCUGUCACCGGUGCUGCUGCCCACUGCAUGUGUCCUACCUGUCUGCUGGCAUUCCUAGCAUUCUAUUUCAUUCUUCCUCAGGAGAGAUUUCAGACAUCUGGUCUUUUCUUUUAACACUGAGGUAGGCCCUUAGGAAGUUUAUCUAGGAAAGUCUGAACACAUUAUCACUUGGUUUUCUGGAAAGUAGCUUACCCCAGAAAGCAGCUGCAGGUGCCAGAAAGAUGCUCUCUAAAAAUGUUCAGAGACUUCCGUUUGUUUAUCCCGAGAACGUUGGUUUCCACAUCACAGUAUCUACCCUUACAUGGUUUAGGAUUAAAGCCAGGCAAUCUUUUACUAUUCAUUAACACUUCCGAUUCAAAACUUACCAGAACAAUAGCUUCUGGCUGGAAUUUGCAGUCACUGAAGUCAUAGAAAAUAGGUAACUAAUUAGAGAAAUGAUGGUUAUAUUUAAGGUCUGAGAGUGUGUACAAGUUUUAAUAUACAUGCCAUGCCAGGAGACAGUGUAUGCAAGAAGCCUUGGGACCAGAAAGUGGCAGUGCUGGGAGACUGACACAGAAGAAGAAGACUUCCGCAGGAAAGAGGUUGCUGGCUCUGGUGCAAGAGGAAGAAUGCGUUCCAUGGGAGCCUGUGCCGCCUCUUCAGCUCUCAGUGAUUCACACACUCUUGUUAUGGCUCAUCUGUGUCACUUUCAGUACCAAGCUGGCUUCUCUGCAAUUGCCUAGCAGUAUUCAGAUACCCCUUCUACUCAGCCUGCUUGGCUUUAAAAUACAAAUCAUUGAACUGAGGGAAAAAAGGUAACUAGGAAGAAAAAUCUAAUUUAAGAAAUCACAUAAUGCUUUCCAAAGGCACUUACAAUUUAUUUUUAAAUUACUUGCUAUUUGGAAUUACCCAUGGAUAUCCUUAAUAGGCAGGAAGUCUGGGAAUUCUGGUGGCCUCUAGAGCAGAGUUCUCAUAGCACUGUCUGGCAGGGACCAGGUGAAAGAGAAAGGAGACAGAGUUAAGAGCGUGCUGGGGAGCAGCCAUUGCUAAGGCCAGUCUGAUUUCAGUAGUCAUUUCUGCUCAGAUAGCAGAUUGUCCUGGUGGAAGAAAAGGUUGAAGGCAGCUGCCUUAGGGGGGAGCUGUGAGCUCAGCUCAUCCGGGGCACAUACACCAGUCUGCAGGCCACAGCAUGCGUGUUCCCGGAUCUGCCGCCUGGCUUCUGGAGUGGUUCAAGCAGAGCAUAGUGGGCCAUUGAGGAGACCCAGGAAUCUCUGAGAUACAGCUCUCUGCUGGAGAACCCCACGGUGACACCUUUUCAUCUUCCUGACCAGAGGCGUUUGGUUUGAAGUACAUCUGCUGUGUUGGCCUGACCUUUGUAAAAGCGCUGUCACUUUGGAAGUUUGCCCUUUGAAGAGGCGAUUGGGAACAUCUCACGACUCCCUGCCACCAUUGCUUCUCAGACCACCCAAUUCAAGGAUCCUGUCCAGAACUUCCAGCCCUGUGUUCUUCAGUGGGAAAACACGCUUCAGACUGGUUAGCCUAAAAAGGAGCAAUGCCUUUGCAGGAUGUGGAGAAGGGAAAAUACGGAAAUUAACAUUAAAA